AUGGCAUCUAGGCAGAGCAAGACCAAGGCAUACAAGGCCGCUCAAGCACCAGAGCUUGAGCACGCCAAAUCAAUUUCACAGUCGUUCGAGAGCUUCCAGCAGUCACAAUUAUCGGCUACUACAAACAUCAAUUAUGUUCACUACCAAUCUGAGGGAGAACCCCAGGAACUGACGCUGAGAUCCCGCGCGGACAUCACUAGAUUGGUAAUCCUUUCAAAUCAGAUAGCCUGGAUGGAUUCCAUCUUAAUGCCGUCUGUUUCACUUGUUCUUCUCACUGACCGCAUUUGCAGCCAGACGUAUCAGCCAACAACAGCAUCGAAUUCUUAUCCUGCCCGUUACAUCUCAGAGAGCUUACCAAUUACCCAUAGCUUCGUAUACAAAGAUCUAGUUGCGAACCCUCUUAUGCCAGCCGAGCAAGAAAAACUGCAAAUAUCAGCGCCAAGCUUCGAGGCGCUGGCCACACGACUGACCCUUCCCUCGGCCUUCAUCUUUGCGCUUUCUCGCCACUACCUCCCCAACGGCAGAGGAUUUCGACAGCUCAAAAUUGACAAUGAUGUCUCCCAAGUGUUCGACUGCUGGUAUUUCAUCCCCGUCCGCGUGCAGAUGGAGCCCCAAGCGGGAAUUGCAGAGGACGAGAGAGGCGCAGGGCAGAUGAACCCAUUCCACAAGCUUCACCUCCCCAACGCUCGACGAAACAUAUUUCGCUCCUGCAUAGGCGUCUUCACGAGAGUAGACCCGAGCUCUAAGAAGGUGACGGUAGUGACGUUCGAUUUCAUGCACGGGCGGUGGUGCAAGGUCGCUCAGGAGCCUCAAACCCGCAUCGCCGAGGUGAUGAAGCACCAGAAGAGCACGGACGAGACGAGCACGAGGCACUGCAACGGCGCAUUCGUCCACCUCGUCUACAUCAGCAGCGCCGUACGGUGGUGGACCAACUCGCUCAACAGUGUGAACGAGCAGCUCAUCGCAUACGAGAUGAAGCUUCAGUCGGAGCUUGAUGCGGCCGGUGUGACGCCAGAAGCCACGCUUACAAAGUUGAGCCGGGCGCUUCAUUCGAUUUCUGCGCAUCUGCAUCGUUACUUGUCGGAGCUCAAGUCUCUACAGGGAAUCGUGACAGAUUUGAUUGAAUUUUACGAUUCUAUGUAUUCCGACAGAGAGGGAGAAGGCGAGGACGAAGGGCUGGAAAAGGCGAACCGGGGCUUCAACCAGGUUCUUUCACAGAUCGAAGCAUCGCUUGACUUUGCUACAGAGCUGGAAAAGAAGACUCAAAAUAUCCUGGAUCUUCUCUUUAACCGCAUCCAGAUCAACAGCGACAGACUGCUUGUUGCCAACGGCAGGGCCAUGGAAGAGAUACUGAGAGCGAUGCGGGCCGAUACAGAUGUUGGUCGCAAAAUGGCUGAUGCAUCACACCAACUUGCUAUCGAGAUGAAGAGAGACAGCAUUGCAAUGAGAACGAUCGCUAUUAUCACAAUGGCAUUCCUGCCUGCAGCUACCUUUGCGACCGUGUUAUCAAUGCCGUUUUUCAGUGACAACCCCUGGCUCAAAGAGACCGACCGCUUUUGGGUUUGGAUUCUCCUAACAGUCCCAGCCACAGGAGGAUGUUUUUUGUUCUACAGGCUAUGGAGAAAGAAAUCACAACGCAAGGUGGCUGACGAGGAAGAAGCAACGAGCGGCGGGACUUAG
Molecule: messenger RNA, 1680 nt
Organism: Clonostachys rhizophaga
Lineage: Eukaryota; Fungi; Ascomycota; Sordariomycetes; Hypocreales; Bionectriaceae
Source: the annotation of a GenBank genome assembly